GGGUCGGUCUCUGCCGGGGUUGGCGCGUUGCCGGCGGGGAGGGAGGCGGGCAGCCAGCCACCCAGCCAGUGGUGGGUGGCCGGUUCGGAGCUGCUGCCGUCUCCCACGUGAAGGGCUGUAGUCGUCCAGGCCAGCGCCGCGGCCGGCCGAGGAACCCCGCUGCCCUGCAGCGUGGGGGCUUUCCCUCCGCCUCCCCGCCCGGGGCUAGAGCCCAGCCUUUCGCGUGUCCUGUAAAGGCGUCGCUACCCCGCUCCCGCCCCUCGCUUCUGGGAGGUGGCUGGUGCCGCGGCGUUGUCCCCGUGAAUACUGCUCGCGGGUGGGCGUGGGGGGCAGCUACUGCGGCCUCCCGCCCCCGGGCGUCCCAGCCCCACCGGCAGUGGAUGCGCCCGGGAGGAGCCGCCAAGCCCGCCCAGCCCCUUCAACCCGCAGAGGGGACGCGGGGCGCCGCGAUGACUUGACGCCGGGCCGCGGCGUGCCGUGCCGUGCCAUGGAGAGGAUGACACGCUUCGUGGUGGCCUCGGCGGCCGCGGCGCGGUGGCAUCCGGCGCUGCCCGCCCUACUGCCGCUGCUGCUCGCCGUGCCGGCGCUGCGGGGCUCGCCCACCACAGAUGAGAAAUCCAUGGAGCAGCAAAAUUUUUCCUUUUUCUCAAUGGACUCAAAGGUGCACCAAAGCAUAUCAGGCAGCAGGACACAAAUGGCCUUAGCACAAAGUACUUCGGAGUCCCAGGAAAGUAAUUUCCUUCAAACAGUUUUGUCAUCCUCUACCACUCCCUUUGAUGUGACUUUAUUUAACCAAGAAGAAAUGGGCAGGAUUUCAGAAGGGAGAAGUAUACCGUUGUUAGAUGUCUCCGUAACAAGCAACGAGGCAUUCUUGGGUGAUGAUGAAUUUAUUAGCUCAUUUCCAAAGGCCCAGUGGACUCCUCCACUGAAGUCUUUUGCAGUUUUAACAGAUCAUCACUCAGCUAAUACAGCAGAGCCAUCAAGAGAAAUGUUAGAAACUGUGUUGCUAACACCUUUGUUAUCUGUCCUUUUUUCAUCGUACGAUAUCUCAAAAACAGUGCAGCAGAAGACUCCCUUGGGUGUUGUCCUUGAACACAGUAAAACUCUCACAGAACUGAAUCCUUUUGUACCGGAUAGUGAAAUGCUAACUCCAAGCAGAGACUUGCUGUCAUACCCUCCAAAUACCGCUAUUUAUUUCACUUCCAUUCCUUCAGAGGAGGGACUUGCAGUGCGGGAAAACACAAGUGUGAGUUUAACAGCUCAGCCUUUUGGAGAUGCCUCAGAAGGGUUGCCUCUUCACCUCAACCUGCUGAAUAGUACCAGCCCUGUGACCCCAGAUGCCACAGCACAAAGUGCAAACCUCUACAGUCAUGUUUACUCCGAUGUGAGCAUCAGGGCAGCAGACGCUCUCGCUCUAAGGACCUACUCCAAUCCAAGCAUACCCUGGGCCACACCAGCUUCAGCAGCCAGUGCUGAGCCCGAUUUGUUUUCUAUUAGUCUUCCACUUGCGUCUUUCACACUCCAUUCAGCUGCCAUUUCUACAGACUCUGAAGCAGUUCUUAAUGCCAGCCUGUUUACACCUAAAUUCUCCAGUACAACUCCAAAUUUGCCUGCUGGUUCAGAAACACAAAGUCAGUCAGAGCUUGUCAGUGAGCUCAUGAGUCCAGUGCCUUUCACGAGAUCAUACAGUUCUUGUCUGUAUUGUGACUCAGUUUCAUUUCUUCCAGAAGCAGAGUUUUCCCCAGAACAUGAUGUGGGCUCAGGAGAUUAUGUUGAAACGUUGUCCAUCAAAGCCUCUGAAGUACAAGGUAUAACUCCAUUUACAACUAUAAUUACUGAUGGAUAUGAAUUAGAGGAACCUACACCUGAGAUUUUUGAUACUUCUUUUCCGUCCAGACCAGUUGUUUCAUUUUCUUCACGGUCUGCAGAAAUGCCUGAUUCAAGCAUGUUUCUGUUAAGCACUAUGGACCCUAUCCUUAACAACAGAACAUCUAUGACAUUUUCUUCUUCUUACCAUCAGCUCCCUGGAGAAGCAUCACCAAACACCUCUGUCACACAGUUUUCCCACCCUGUUCUAGAAACAGUUUUGAUGACACCAAGCACUCACAUGGAAUUUGGUGAUGCCACCACUGUUCUGUUUGACUCUACCUUUAUCCUGAGUGAACCAGUAGCAUCAUUUUCAGUCAGUCGUACAGCUUCGCUGGAGUUGCCAGAAUUAAUGCCAUCAGAAUCUGUAGUGUUUCUUGACAAGACAUCUACAAGGGAGGAACUGCCUUUAAAUAUUUCAGAUUUUCCAUCCAGUCUUUUAUCAACACCAUUUCUUAUUGAACCUAGCUACUUGUCUUUAUCAUCAGCUGUGCUAAGUUCGUACUCUGCCAUGCAAAGUGAUUUAUCAACACUCUUACCUCAGACCUUGUUGACUGGGACAUUAGGACUUUCUGAGGAUGUUUCUAACUGGGUUUCCAGCUGGGACUUAGCUACAACUGUCAGCUCUGCCACUGAUGCCGAGGUUUCUCAGUUCCCCCUUGGCCAAACAACAGACUUUUAUUUGAAUGCAUCCUCUGUUCCCGGUGCACAUGUUCCUGAAGUAACGCCAUCAUCAGAUUUUCACUCUGAGCUGUCUCUGCUUCUGGAAUCACCCUCCGUGCUAACAGUGGGCUCUGCAGUUAUGUUUACCUCAGGUGUCACAGGAGCUACCUCUCAGUUGGAGCCUUCGCUCUUCACCUCCCACUCCGUGGUUCCUACCCUGGUGCUGCCCACUUCUGGCACCCAGUCUGUUACCAGCAGCAUCAUACUCAAUGAAACAGAUGUGACCUCUUGGCUUACUACCUUUCCAGCAACUCCUGUCUUAAAUGUGUCUUCAUCUGUCCUCUCUACUGCUCCAGCUUCUGGUGAGGAUAUUGGUGCUACAGUUAACCCCACACUGCUUUUAACAUCUCACAGUGAGGGCAGUACACACGCAGUCUUUUCUCCUGCGGACCCUGACAAUCUGACAUCCCGUGCUGACACCAGCAGCAUGGUGACAUUUCUUCCUACGGCAUCACUGUCUGUGACCACAUCGUUUGCUCCCACACCAUUUCCUCUGACUUCUAGCCCUCCCACUGGACAUGAAGUUUUAGCAGGAAGCAGUGUAACUGCUGGUACCGAUGCAUCAUCCACUUUUACCAAUGUCCCUGCGACCACUGCCACUAGUGCUACAGACAGCCAUGACACAACUGCUGCAGGUGGCUUGGGAACAUUCUCCACCACCCCUUUGAUGACCACUACUCCGUCUGAACCUGUGGUUGUAACCUCUGCCAUGACCACCACCAGACAACCUUACGUGUGCGACAUCACGGUUCCUGAUAGUUACUUAGUCACUGCAGUGCUGGCCCGAAGAGCUGUGCUACAAAAUGUCAUUGAGUCCAUCAGGGAAGUGCUCAGAGUUCAGUUCAGGCGAUCAGUAGAGCUAGAGGUCUAUAAAAUCUCCCCCAAAUUUGCUUUCUUGGUGACAUCAGGUCCUUUUGUUUACACGGCAAUUGCUGUUAUAAACGCGCUCAUGAACAGCAGUCUUCUUCGUGGUGAGGCCCCCACAAUCCUCUCACUGCAUCCUUCUUUCACUGUGCCAGACAACAGAUUCCAGGUUCAGACAGUGCUUCAGUUUGUGCCUCGGAAUGUGGAUGUUGGAUUCUGCAACUUUAGCCGGCGCAUUGAGAAAGGGCUGGCAAUGGCCUUCAGGGAGGUGAGCAAACACCAGGAAUUCUACAACUUCACUGUGCAGAUACUGAAUAUAACUCUGAGCAGCCCCAGGGCAGCAUUUCGGCAAGGCCCUGUGAGCAUUGUUUUUGCCAUCCGAGACAGAUAUGGUUUUCUGAAUGGAUCUGAAGUCAGUGAGCAGCUAAGAAACUUGUCUGUGGUGGAAUUCAGCUUCUACCUCAGCUUUCCUGUGCAACAAAUUGCUGAACCCUUUCAUUAUCCUAAGCUUAAUGUGUCUCAGUUGAUGAAGUCUUCCUGGGUGAGAACAGUUCUCUUGGGUGUCGUGGACCAGCGAAUUCAGGAAGAGGUGUUUCAGGCUGAGAUGGAACGGAAACUCGCUCACCUGUUAAACGAGGCUUUGGUCAGAGGGCGGAUAUGGAGACGAGCCAGUUUUGCAGGCAGCAACGUUGUGCAGAUUGUGAACGUGUCACGGUUAGUUGGUGUUGAUAACCCUGUGGAGCUGAUCUAUUUUGUGGAGGACCAAGAUGGAGAGAGACUUAGUGCUCUGAAGUGUUCAGACCUGAUGAACAGAGUUGAUAUCCAGCGGGCUGCAAUCAUCCUUGGAUACCGCAUUGAAGGCACCGUUGCACAGCCUGUGGAGAAGUUGAAAGAUUCCACCUCAGAGUCACAAAACAGCAACCUCUGGAUUAUUGUUGGUGUGGCAGUCCCAGUUGCUGUGGUGCUCCUGAUUGUUAUUAUUUUAUACUGGAAACUUUGCCGAACAGACAAACUGGAGUUUCAGCCAGACACAAUGAGCAACAUUCAACAGCGACAGAAGCUACAGGCUCCCAGUGUGAAAGGUUUUGAUUUUGCUAAGCAACAUCUGGGCCAGCACAAUAAAGAUGAUGUCCUGAUUAUCCACGAGCCAGCUCCUUUACCAGGACCUAUUAAGGAUAGUACCCCAUCUGAAAAUGGAGAUGUGCCCAGUCCCAAAUCCAAGACUUCCUCAAAGCCUUCAAAGACUGUUCGACACAGAGGAAGAAUUUCACCAUCAGAUGCUGACUCCACAGCAAGUGAACAGUCCAGCGGGAGAGAGACAGGAGAAGAAACUGUGAGACCAACUGUUGCAAACGAGGGCAAACUGCGCAGAUCAGUGAAGAAGGGAGCAAACAGAGUGGGACCUCCUCAAACUGGCAGUGGAACUGAGCAGCACUCUUCAGCCUCUAUCUUCGAACAUGUGGACAGAAUGUCACGUUCCUCAGAUGCCAGCAGACGGGUCCCAAGCAAGAUCCAACUGAUUGCUAUGCAGCCGAUGGCAGCACCUCCGGUUCAGAACUCAGUGCUUUCUGAUCGGGUAGCUGAGACCAACAAAAUCAAUAAAGAGAUACAAACAGCCUUGAGGCAUAAAUCUGAAAUUGAACAUCACCGCAAUAAGAUUCGUCUUCGUGCCAAGCGCAAAGGGCACUAUGAAUUUCCAGUGGUGGAUGAUGUGGUGGUGGUUGACUCCAAAGAGCAGCACAGAAUAUAUCGCAAGGCACAGAUGCAGAUUGACAAGAUCUUGGACCCUGGAGGCAGUGUGCCUUCUGUCUUCAUAGAGCCCAGGAAGAGUUCUCGUGCAAAACGUUCUCCCAAGCAGCGCCGGCGACAUCAGAUAAAUGGUAGUCCAAUUGAUGCAGAGAAGGACAGGUUAAUCACAACUGACAGUGAUGGGACAUACAAAAGGCCUCCAGGAGUCAAUAAUUCUGCAUAUAUUUCGGAUCCAGACUUGCCUCCUGACCAUCAGACAUCAUCUUCAACUGAUCUGGGGAAGUUCCCUGGCUUACCUUCCCACCCAGUCUCCCAGUACGUCCCACCACAGCCAUCCAUUGAAGAGGCCCGGCAAACCAUGCACUCGCUGCUGGAUGAUGCUUUUGCACUGGUGGCUCCCAGCAGCCAAGCAGCCAACUCCACAGCUGUCACACCGCCUGGGGUCUCCGCAGGACAGCCGAGAUAUGUGGAAUUUGGAAUGACUCCACCAACAGCACCGGGUCUCUUACCAAGGCAGAACUUUGGACCAGGUUUUCUUCAAACUGCAGAGUUAAUGCACCCAGACCAGCAGCCACCUGAGGUUUCGUAUUCCUCCAGAGGGAUAUACUCAGAGGAAAUGCCAUCAGUGGCACGGCCACGACCAGUUGGAAGCACUGCAGGUUCUCAGAUACAGCACCUCACUCAGGUGGGAAUUGCUAGCAGGAUCGGAGGUCAACAAGUGGAGAUACCCUCAGGCAGAGCAGGGCAUGGCCAGCCGGGGGGGCCAGGGUGGCCCCAGUACCGUGGAGAGGAUGAAUAUGCUAGGAGAGAUGCAACGCAUAUGCAUGGACACCAAGAAUAUUCCUCCUCACCAGUAUUCCAGAUGCAGAGGACUUCAGCCAGGCAGCCUUCGGCACCCCCUGCUCAGCUUCCACACAACAGCCUUCAGGGCCAGGGCCUUUGCUACACCACCAGUUCCACUGAGGACCUCCAGCCAGGUCACUCUUCAGCCUCUCUUAUCAAAGCAAUCAGAGAAGAACUUCUACGACUUUCUCAGAAACAGACAACAGUGCAGAACUUCCAUAGCUGACUUAGCAUUCCCUUGCAAAUCUGCCAGGUAUCCGCUUCCUAUGGAAGCAGAGACUUAAUGGAAAUCAGCAAUGUCGUUCUCUAAAAAGAAUGAACUUGCACAGUUCUCUUGACAACACUCUGGAAAAUACUUAAAAGUCAGCAAAAUGAGGACAGUGAGGAGAGAUGGGAGACAAAUAGGGAAAGCCAUCAGUGUCAUCACAAGUAAUAUUAAUUACUCUGCUAAUAUUACGGUGCUCCUCUCCCUACCCUCGUUCAGCCUCAAAUAAAUAAACCUUAGGUCAAGUACUGAACACUCCAACUACAACAACAGGAACAAACUCCAAGUAUGAAAGACUCCUUUUUCUAAGGAAGUAGGUGAAGGCUUGAAUGAAAUGACCUUUUGCAAGAGAUGCAAGUAUUCUGAUCUCUCUUGUGUUCAUGGGGAGCUGGUUUGCAUUUGCUAUUCUGCAAGAUUACAAACUGUGGCAGCUGAAGGGUUUUGAAGGUCAGAUCCUACCUAAGAAUCACUUUGGUUAUCAGGAACAAAGGGACUGCUUAGACUAAAAGUCUUUAUGACCUACUUGUAACAAACUGGAACAAUAAUUGUUAUAGCUCUGUGCUUCCAAAUGGAGCUACCCUCUCCACUCUUCCUUGUUUUCCUUCUGGUGCUGAAGCUUCAAGUGUUCCUUCAUCUUCAAUGUUUGCAAAGUGAAACAUUGGCCUUGUAUAAUUAAGUAAAUAUCUGUAGACUCUUUCAGGCUGGAAAAACAAAGCAAAGCAUCCAAACAGAAAGGGCCCAGUAUUAAUUUUGUUUGAAAGUUAUUAAAAACUAAGAGAAGACUACUCAGCCACAACUGAAUUUGGGGAAAUGUGUGUCUUUGGAAAGGAUGUUUGUACACUGUAUGUUCCUGCAAGACCAGCGACAAAAUUUUGCCACUCUAGUUUGCUUUGUGGACAGAAACCAAUCCAGCCUGACUGUUACAGGGUCACCAGCAUUAUGUUAUAAAUUGAUGUCCUAAAUCAUUGCUUAUGUUUGGAUCUGAAUAAUUUUAGUGAAAGUCAGUGACAGUUUAGAGCAUUAACAUAGGCUUAGAUUUGCGGUUUUGAGACAGUUUCUAUAUUUAUACUUAUUUCCACUGUCCCUUUGGACAAAAGGUAAGCAUUAUCCCCAUGGUAAGAAUGGAACAUGCCAUGGAACUGUUUGUUGCUGUUUUUUUCCAGAGUUUUAAUUUAAUAAUAGCUAUGAAUUUACUAAUAUUCAGCCAUUGCAUCAUUGUAACUGACAUAAUACAUGCGGAGAUUUUGCUUAAGUCACGAUUUGUUGGAGUGUAUUUAUUUUCAGAUAAGACUAAACUAAAGCUAACAAACUGGCAUGGAGAGAGAACAAGCUCAGUGUUAAUGAGAAGAUUUGGGAGCUUUGCCUUAGGAGAAUGAAAAGCAAAGCUAUUUGGUGCUUACAGCAUGGGUAUUUCAGACACUAGUAUAUGGCAGUUGUGAAAGGUUUAAGAACAGUAGCCUACCAAAGAGAUGACCGAGCAGUGGAUCAGGGUAGGGCUGUGUUUGCCUCACUCACUAGGAUAGAAAGGGCACUGGUGAAAUACAGAUGUGUAGCACAUUGGCGUGGAAGUCUUUGGCUAUGAAAUCUAUUCCUGGUUCCAGUGCACAGUUCAGUAACUGUGAGGCAACCAACUCAGGCUGAAAUGAGAACAGGCUGGACACCAUGGGAGAACUUUUUGUACCUUGUUCAUGAAAUGCAUACAAAAUACUAAUUGGCAAAGCUGAAAUGAGGCAACUGGUUGCUUGGUGAUGUGAAGGGGGGUGUGGAGGGCAUAGGGGAAGGUACAUUUCCCCUCUUACUAGGAAGCCCAGUUAUUUUUCUGUUUACUGAUGGUUAUCUAAAGGCUGUAUGGAAUAAUUUUGAGAGACUUACUGUAGCAAAGCAGUGUAAAUCAAUUCCCAGUUCCCUGGCUAAUGCCCCACAGGCACUGGUAAAGGCUUGUAUGGAAGCAGAACACUAGCAUGCUUGUGAACAGCAGUACCAAGAGGUGGUAGGGUUUUGAAGUUUUUAAGGGUUGGGCUUUUUUUGAUAAUCACUUCUAGGAUAAAAAUUAAGCAAUGUUUAUUUCCUGCCAAAUUUGUAAGGAUGCCUGUUGCCAAUAUUUCAGAAAAACAUCAGGUUUUGCAGAAUGAAGACUCUAUCUGGAGAUGUUCAUUUGGUCUCUUGAGAGUGUUGAAUGUUGAUGUUUCCUCAGCAUUCUCAUUAAAAGUCCCUUUCAUAGCCCAUAUCCUUCUCUAGCUUAAUUCUGCAGCGAGGUCAGAUGCCAGUGCUUACAAUAUUUGUACGUUACUGUGACUCUGUUUCAAGAAAAUGUGGGCUUCUCAAAAAUAAGUUCCUUGUCUGGCUGAUGGUUCCAGCUAUUUCAGAAGGAGUACAAAAUAAGAGCUCUGAAAAUUAGAGGUACUUAAGCUAUUUCUCAUGCUUUUUUACUGCCAGUGGUAAUGCUACUGUGAUUUUCUGCCUUUUUAUGUGUGAAAGCAUAUCCUUUUUUCUUUUCAAUCUCAAGUCUUAUGAUGACCACAUGCAGGAUAAAUAUGUACUGGUAAAUAUGAGACUUUCUGAUGCAGAAAUCCUCUUUAGAACCUUACAAGUUCAUGGGGUGAGACAGUAAAAUGCAAGAAAUUAAAAAGCUCUGCUUAGAAGUCAUGUUCUCAGAUCUGACCCUCUGUCCACAGAAAUACUGUUACAGGGUAUGUGGCACAUGAUCUGUACUUUCAUUGAGUGAGAAGAGUAAUACCUAAGGCACCAACUUUGAGGAUGGUCAAAGAGACUGAUACUUCACUUCCUGCAGCUAUAGGAAAAGCUGGUUUCAUGUUCGACAAAAGGACUCUGUGGAAUGCAUGUGCCAAAAUUUGGGAACUCAGGAAAACAAUGUAUAUCUGUGAGCUUCUACAUCCCCAUGUGCUUGAGAUCUUUUGCCAAUUUUUUUUCCUCAUUAAAGGGGGGCAGACAAUUUAGUUUUUUCAGUUAAAUGUAAAGUAUCCUGAAUUUAAAUAUCUGUUAAUGAAUCUGCCAGCUUCUGAAAACAUUGACCCGAUGAGAAGGUGGUACAGGCACAGAAAGCUGUUACCAACAGUUAUAUCCAUUCCCAUGACUAGACCAUCUGGUUCAUGGAAUCCUUGGGCUCUUUCUUCACAAUUUUCCUUGCUGUGUUUAGUCUGUGUUUAGUUUGGCAUAUAGAAGAACUUGGAGAGAUGAGAGCUAUGUAAUUUAUCUUGCUUUUCCUUUUCAUGGCCAAAGUGUUGCUGCUUUUUUAUUCUCUUUAGAGCUAAGUGAAAUUUCACAAUACGUUUUCAUACCUUCAAUUUGAAAUGCAGGGCAUGCUUCUGUACUAUAAAGUGCUCUCUACUAGGAUGUAAUACAUGGUCCUGUCAGUGGCUGUAAGGAUGUGACUGAGGAGAGAAAACCUUGCUUUUAGGAGGAGUGAUUUGCAUAAGCUCUGGACUCAUGAUGUUAAAUAAGCACACUUUGGAGCAGGAAGGGGGAUUUCGCUAACCCUUUGCAAUGCACUGUACUUGCAGUGGUUUGCAGUAGGCUUCAGAUCUAGUGGUUGGAGAGCAGAGCAUCACACACUGUAUAUUGCCUCUGCACCCAAAGGAGUGAUAGGCGAGAUGUUGGCUACCCCAGUAUCAUGCACUUUAUGCAGAACAAGUGAAUAUGCAAAUAGAUUGAUCACUCAAAAGUGCAUGUUCCUGCCAAGCACUGAAGUCAGAGCCUUUAAAUUAGACCACCAAGAGCAGGGCUGCAGCAUUGUCUUAGAAAGAGCCUGUUUACAGGGAUCAUAACUUCCCAAGAACUGAAACAGCUGAUACUGUUGUGUGUUGACUCACAACUUGAAAGCAUGUUAGAUGGAUCACAAAAAGAAGCUGGUGUCUGUUUGAACCCAACUGAAGUCAGCAGUUGUAAGAUGUGGGUAACAGUAGGCAGUUGAACUUAUUUUUUAACCUCUUACCUUCACUGUGUUCUCCCCUUUCCAGCUUAAACAAUUUUUCAGCUUAAUGAAGAAAUGGGUGUUUCCCAUUCCAUGCCUUAUCUAGCAGUUCUUUGUUAGCAGGUGCCAGUCUUGUCCAAGAGCUUUGAAGGGGCAGGACCAAAAACCUUCAUGACUUUGAGGUGGGAACAUUUUUUAGGCCCUUUUUUUUUCAGCAGUGAAGAAAUGGAUUUUAAACCCCCCAAAAAAACUGUUUGGUGUUUUCUGAAUGUGGAUGUAAAGCUGAAAAUGGAUUUAAAGAAAACAGAUGACAUCUGAUUGUCAAAAGGCAAAGGAGAAUAACCAUGUGUCCAGGACCACCUGUAACAGUACACUAGAAAAAAAGGCAGAUAAAAUCUUAUGGACUUGGGGACUCCCCCACCCCACCUCAAUGUGAUUCCAUAGCACAAGCCCACUUCUGUGCGGUCCUUCACCACUUUCAGUGCCAGACUGUAAAGUGAGGAACAUCUCUCAUCAGUGAGACUCCCACAAGCAGUUCACCAGGGCUUUGGAGCUUUUCUAGUGUGAUUCAGAUGUGCCUGGAGAAAAGCAGCAGUUUAAAUGUGGAGAUAAAGUCCACUUCCCUUUAUUGAUGGGCAUCUUUUCCUUCUUCCUGUUAAAUUUAAUUUUAAAAGAGGGGAGGAAAUCCUGGGAAUAUAAUCAACUGUCACUAGUCUGCUAUCAUUCAUGUAUCUCAUUACUUAUAGGUCACAAAUACUGAAGAAGCAGAAAUUAGGAAUGAAAGGUUUUAGCAAUACUGGUAAAGAUCUGCUGUAAUUUUGCAGUAUUGUGGUAUUAAUGCACUUGAGCAGUUGAAAAGUCAGGUGUCUCUCUUGCAGUGAGUACCCCUUGAAAUGCAGCUUAUAGCAGAAGGAGGGCUGUACAUUUUUUUUCUGUAUCACCGGCAAUAAUUCAAUGAGGCCAGAACAAGCUCAGCUUGUGGCAGGUCAUACCAAUAGGAUUGGUAGUUCAGAUCCAAGUGCUGGUCAGCAUCUUGUCUCUGGUUACAUCUGCAUGCCUUCCAAUGAAAACCAUUUAGCUGCAUGUAUUCUCCUCUUUGGAAGGAGAAUCUAUCCUACUCAUUUUUUAGUACAGUUUGGGAUGCACUUGGCAAGAUGUCUACCUUUGAUGUACAAGUUCCAGGGGGAGUUCACUCAACUUGAGAGUAGGAAACUUGAGAAACAAAAAUCCUUGGAGUUGUACUGCAUUUUUAAAGAGACUUUUCCAGAGCAGAGCUGCAGUCCUUUGAAUCCCACUGAAGACUGACAAAUGAAAGCAAAAAAAAAGUCACAUUAGUACUAGAAAAAUAGACAUUCUUUGCACUUCAUGCUUUGUAGAACUGGAAUGUUUUGUCUUGAUUUUGUGUUACUUUUUCCUGAUACUCUUUACAUUUGUAAUGGCCGCUCCUGUUUAGUUUUGAGUAGUCCUUACUUCAUAAGCAGAAGUUUAUGUUUAGGCUGUUACGUCUUGCCUUAAUUGGAAUAAAAUGUUGGCACAUUUGAACAAA
Pogoniulus pusillus (Red-fronted tinkerbird) is the source of this 11787-nucleotide messenger RNA. Its product is annotated as KIAA1549 ortholog. The record is from RefSeq and is a predicted model, not a curated record. Bases 488 to 6271 code for a protein of 1927 amino acids. NCBI's taxonomy places the organism in Eukaryota, Metazoa, Chordata, Aves, Piciformes, Lybiidae. The transcript has 21 exons.